This is a messenger RNA of Pisolithus orientalis, 573 nucleotides long. RefSeq lists its product as uncharacterized. Bases 1 to 573 code for a protein of 190 amino acids. Gene Ontology annotation, molecular function: protein binding. Lineage: Eukaryota; Fungi; Basidiomycota; Agaricomycetes; Boletales; Pisolithaceae. The transcript is spliced from 2 exons. The record is from RefSeq and is a predicted model, not a curated record.
AUGUCUGACUCAAAAGACUCACCUGCUCUCACAUCACCACCCUUUGAUCAUGUGAAGGCAGAUGUGAUCCUGCACUCAUCUGAUGGCAUAGACUUCCACAUCUUCAGGCUCUUCCUUUCCCUUACAUCAUUUUUCUUCAAGAUGCUCUUCAAUCUUCCCCAACCAUCUGAGGAGACUAACACUGACAUGGAGGUCAAAGAUGGACUCCCUGUUAUUCCUGUCUCAGAGGACAGCAAAAUGCCAGACUCACUCCUCUGCUGCUGUUACCCCUGUACCCUGGCAGAGGACCCUGUACUCGAGGAUCUCAGAGAGGUCAUUGAUGUUCUCAACACAGCAAAAAAAUAUUCUCUUGAUGCCAUCCAGCAGGCAGACGAAUGUGAGCUUGCUGCUAAAUACACCCUCCGUAAGCCAUUGAUUCUGGGGCGGUUUGAGGAGAUCAAGCUAAUUACUUCUUUGGAAUGCCUUUCAUUAUUGACAUACCAUCAAAAGUGUAGCAGCACCAUCCUGGCUCUUGAGGGCGACCUUUCUUGGAUCCCAAAUGAACUUAAACAAGGUCAUGGCAUCUCUGGCUGA